AUGGACGUUUCAAAGCCGGUCGAUGCCGCAUUCACCAAGGCGCUACCCAAGGUCGAGGUCCACGCUCAUCUGAGCGGCAGCAUCAGCCGCCAAUGUCUCCAUGAGAUCUGGCUAAAGAAGAAAGCCCAAAACCCCGGCUUCGACGUCGAAGACCCCCUGAUAGUCAUGCCACCAGGAAAAGUCGACUACUCUCUUCAGACCUUCUUCUCCGUCUUCUCCAAAUCCAUCUACCAACUCUGCAACGACCUCGACAGCCUCGCCUACGCCACCCACACCGUCCUGCAAGACUUCCUCGCCGACGGCGUCCGCUACCUCGAACUCCGCACCAUCCCCCGCGCCUCGCCCACCCUCGCCUUCACCCAAACAGAAUACCUCACCACAGUCCUCGCCACCAUCGAAGCCUUUUUGACCAUUCACUCCCCCCAAAUCUCAAUCUACCUCAUCCUCGCCAUCGACCGCGGCAACAGCACCGCCGCCGACGCCCUCGACAUCGUCGACCUGGCCAUCGCGCACCGCCCACGCGUCGUCGGCAUCGACAUCUGCGGCAACCCCACCAAAGGCGACGUCGCGCUGUACGCGGACGCCCUCGCCAAAGCCAAGGCGCACGGGCUAGGCAUCACACUGCACUUCGCCGAGACGGAGGUCUCCGGCUCGGAGAGGGAGCUAAGCACGCUGUUAUCGUUCCGGCCGGACCGCCUGGGCCACGUCAUCCAUGUGCCCGAGGACUUCAAGCGCGAGAUUGCGCGGCGGCGGCUGGGGCUGGAGCUGUGCAUGUCGUGUAAUGUGCAUGCGGAGAUGAUCGAUGGGGGGUUCCCCGCGCAUCAUUUCGGGUAUUGGAGGCAUGUGGAUUGUCCGGUUGUGCUGUGUACGGACGAUAUGGGCUUCUUCUGUAGUCCUGUCUCGAAUGAGUAUCUCCUGGCGGCGGAGCACUUUCAUCUCGGCAGGGCGGAGCUGCUUGCGUUGUGUCGGGAGUCGGUCGAUGUGAUUUUUGGGGGCCAGGAGGAGAAGGAGCGGAUGAGGGGGCUUUUGCUGGAUUUCGAGGAUACGUAUACGUCGUAG
Messenger RNA from Aspergillus viridinutans, 1059 nucleotides. RefSeq names its product putative adenosine deaminase. Bases 1 to 1059 code for a protein of 352 amino acids. The transcript is spliced from 4 exons. The record is from RefSeq and is a predicted model, not a curated record. Gene Ontology annotation, molecular function: adenosine deaminase activity. Gene Ontology annotation, biological process: inosine biosynthetic process; adenosine catabolic process. Lineage: Eukaryota; Fungi; Ascomycota; Eurotiomycetes; Eurotiales; Aspergillaceae.